Molecule: messenger RNA, 2839 nt
Organism: Panicum hallii
Lineage: Eukaryota; Viridiplantae; Streptophyta; Magnoliopsida; Poales; Poaceae
Product: probable acyl-CoA dehydrogenase IBR3
Exons: 16
Coding region: 95-2596 (833 amino acids)
Molecular function (GO): flavin adenine dinucleotide binding; oxidoreductase activity, acting on the CH-CH group of donors
Source: RefSeq, a predicted model, not a curated record
AUCUCCCCACUUCUGCUGACGUCGUCUCGUCUCUCGCGGGCCUCGCUGUCUCCGCUUCCUCGGUUCUCCCCCGCUACUGCUGCAGCCGGCGACCAUGGCGAAGCUCACCUCGGGGCUGCUGCGUCCGGUGGACCCGGCGCACGCGCUGGACGAGGCCGCGCUGCUGCGCUACGCGGCCGCCAACGUCCCGGGCUUCCCGGGCCCCGCGCCGGCGCUGGCGCUCACCCAGUUCGGCCACGGCCAGUCCAACCCCACCUACUGCAUCCAGGCCUCCGCGCCCGGGGCAGGGACCAGGCGCUACGUCCUGCGGAAGAAGCCGCCCGGGGCCAUCCUCCAGUCCGCGCACGCCGUCGAGCGCGAGUACCAGGUUCUCAAAGCUCUGGGUGCCCACACAGAUGUCCCCGUCCCAAAGGUUUAUUGUCUUUGCACAGAUGCAAGUGUAAUUGGAACUCCUUUCUACAUAAUGGAGUAUCUGGAAGGAAUUAUAUAUCCUGACAACACGUUGCCGGGGGUAACUCCAUCUAAAAGGCGGGCUAUAUAUUUUUCUACUGCCAAAACUUUGGCUGCCAUACACAAAGUUGAUGUUAAUGCCAUUGGAUUGCAAAAGUAUGGGAGAAGAUAUAACUAUUGCAAAAGACAAGUGGAAAGAUGGGAGAAGCAAUAUCUUGCAUCCACUGGUGAAGGGAAGCCUUCACGUUAUCAAAGGAUGCUCGAUCUAGCUCGUUGGUUGAAAGAAAAUGUACCAGAAGAAGAUUCCUCUGCAGGAGCAGGAACAGGCCUUGUUCAUGGUGAUUUCCGCGCUGAUAACCUAGUUUUUCAUCCAACAGAGGAUCGAGUAAUUGGUGUUAUUGACUGGGAACUAUCCACCUUGGGGAAUCAGAUGUGUGAUGUUGCUUAUAGUUGCUUGCCAUAUAUUUUUGAUGCAACACCCAGUGAAAGGACUUCUUACGGAGGGUUCCAACAUACUGGUAUUCCAGAUGGGAUUCCUCAACUGGAAGAGUACCUUUCUGUAUACUGUUCUUUCUCUGCAAGACCCUGGCCUGCUGAAAAUUGGAAGUUCUAUAUUGCUUUUUCUCUGUUUCGUGGAGCAUCUAUCUACGCUGGAGUGUAUCACAGAUGGACUAUGGGUAAUGCUUCAGGUGGUGAGCGUGCUAAAUUUGCUGGCAGGAUUGCUAAUACAAUGGUUGACUGUGCCUGUGACUUCAUAAAUAGAGAAAAUGUGUUGCAAGAACAGCCUUCUAUGGGUUUUCAAGUCUCAGCAGCUCCAUGGAAAGAAUUUGGCAGAGAGCAGGAAGGUUCAAUUCCCACAAAGGAUCAAGGCAAAUUUGUUCCUAGCGAAAAGGUUAUGCACCUUCGAAAGAAAUUGAUGAAGUUUAUUGAAGAUCACAUAUACCCAAUGGAGGGUGAGUUCUACAAACACGCACAAUCAACCUCAAGAUGGACAAUUCAUCCAGAAGAAGAAACUCUUAAAGCAUUGGCAAAGAAGGAGGGCCUAUGGAACUUGUUUAUUCCGCUAGACAGUGCAGCUAGAGCUAGGAAGCUUCUAUUUGAGGACGGCUCUCUUGUUUCCCCUGGAAGUUCAAAUGACCUUCUGCUGGGUGCGGGUCUCACUAAUCUUGAAUAUGGAUAUCUGUGUGAGAUUAUGGGACGUUCAGUUUGGGCUCCACAAAUUUUUAACUGUGGUGCACCAGAUACGGGUAACAUGGAGGUCCUGUUGAGGUAUGGCACCAAGGAGCAACAGAAGCAAUGGCUAGUUCCUCUGUUGGAGGGGAAAAUUCGUUCUGGGUUUGCGAUGACAGAACCACAAGUUGCAUCUUCAGAUGCUACUAAUAUAGAAUGUUCAAUAUCCAGACAGGGAGAUUUCUAUGUGAUAAAUGGAAGGAAAUGGUGGACCAGUGGGGCUAUGGACCCUAGAUGCAAAAUACUGAUAUUAAUGGGAAAAACAAAUUUUUCUGCACCUAAGCAUAAGCAACAGUCGAUGAUCUUAGUGGACAUCAACACUCCUGGGGUGCAAAUAAAGCGACCGUUAUUAGUCUUCGGUUUUGAUGACGCGCCUCAUGGGCAUGCGGAGAUUGUUUUUGAGAAUGUGCGUGUCCCAGUAACAAAUAUCCUGCUUGGGGAAGGACGGGGUUUUGAGAUUGCUCAAGGAAGGCUCGGUCCUGGAAGACUACAUCAUUGCAUGAGGCUAAUAGGGGCAGCAGAACGUGGAAUGGAUCUGAUGGUCGAGAGGGCCUUAAGUAGGACUGCAUUUGGAAAGAGGAUUGCACAGCAUGGUUCCUUUUUAUCAGACCUUGCAAAGUGUCGGAUUGAACUGGAGCAGGCUAGACUUUUGGUUCUAGAAGCGGCCGAUCAACUUGACAGACAUGGGAACAAGAGAGCCCGUGGUAUCCUCGCAAUGGCAAAGGUAGCAGCUCCAAAUAUGGCCCUGAAGGUGCUUGACAUGGCAAUGCAAGUUCACGGCGCGGCUGGUCUCUCUACUGAUACAGUCUUAUCGCACCUAUGGGCAACUGCCAGGACACUGCGGAUUGCAGACGGCCCUGAUGAAGUCCAUCUCGGGACAAUUGCGAAGCUGGAGCUGCAAAGAGCAAGGUUGUAAGGACAGAGUGAAGUAAAAUUUCGAGAAUAAAGGAACAGCAAUCUGCUCACGAGACUAGGGAAUGGCAGCAUCACUGGUAGAUAGACAAUGAGUAAAUAAUGGCGUUAUAUCCAUCAAUAUGUGUUGUACAAUUGUACUGUUAGUGGCAUUGUAUCGAUAUAUCUGUCCACGAAACUGAAGGGCUGUUUUGGAUCAUCCCGACUUAACUCGAGUCGUAUCACAUCGGAUGUUUAGAGUACGAAA